Messenger RNA from Cavenderia fasciculata, 828 nucleotides. RefSeq lists its product as uncharacterized. The record is from RefSeq and is a predicted model, not a curated record. Bases 1 to 828 code for a protein of 275 amino acids. NCBI's taxonomy places the organism in Eukaryota, Evosea, Eumycetozoa, Acytosteliales, Cavenderiaceae. The transcript has 2 exons.
AUGGAAUAUUAUAAUAAAUUUGUUGGGGAAGAUGAUGAUAAUGAAUUGAAUCGUUCAUCAUUUAAAUUUACAGUUGUACUCAUGAUAAUGAUGGCUAAUACAAUUCCAUUGCUAUUUGUAAAUGUUUAUAGUUUGGUGGCUGCCAUUAUUGGAUUACAUGUAAUUGUAUUGGGUUUCAUUGGUGCUUAUUCUAAAAGAAGAAAUUUAAUUGCUUUUUAUAAUGUUGUAAUGAUAGUUUUAACAUUAUUUAUACUUAUUGGUAUGGUGAUGACUUUAUUUGCCAUUGGAAGUUCUGACGAGUCGUUUCUUUUCUUUCCAGUUGGUUGUGCUUGGAAUAUUAUUGCAAUCAUUCUUACGGUUGGUUGGAUAGGUUUAAGUGUAUUUUCUAUAUAUUGUUCGACUAGAGUGAAAAGAUUAUUAGAUUAUUAUCAUUUUUCACAUACACCAACUAUUUAUACUCCAAUUCUUCAAAAAGAUCUUGUUCACCAACCAUUUAUUUAUGGUGGUUUGUCAGAUAAUCAUCAUGGUGCAACAUCAUCAACAUCACAGUCUGGUGCAGGUCAAUACCAAAGUUUUAACAUUUUCCCAACCUAUUCUGAAUUAUAUAGAGAAAACAACAACAACAAAAAUAUUAUAACUACUACCAAAAACAUUGAUAUUACUUCAAGUAAUCUUACAACUCCACAAGUAGGUUCAUAUUCAUCAGAUACAAUGAGUAAUUUAUCAUCGCCAAACAACAACAGCAACAAGAAUUCAUUAUUAAUUCCACAAGUAUACAAUUACACACAAUUUCAUGUAAAUUAUCCUACUCUAUAUAAAUCAAAAUAA